Molecule: messenger RNA, 2214 nt
Organism: Plutella xylostella (diamondback moth)
Lineage: Eukaryota; Metazoa; Arthropoda; Insecta; Lepidoptera; Plutellidae
Source: RefSeq, a predicted model, not a curated record
GGCGGGCUUUUGAAAAGAGUAGGCGCGAUUUUACAAAAGUUUUUCGAAAAUUAUUAAAACUUAGUUAAACACUGUAAAUUAAUACUGUAAUAUAUUGUAAUUAACUUGUAUAUACUUGGUGUAUAAAAUGGAGGAGCCUCCGGGGGCUGGGUCCCCUGGGGGUGGAGAUCGAGCUUCCCCGCCCAAUCUGAAGAGGGGCCGGGACAAUGAUGAGGAAGAGUCUCUGCAAUCCACAAGGGACUAUUCCGACAUGUACAUACCCUAUACAAAACCUAACUACAAGAGAGUGUUUCCAGACGUGAGUACCGGCAGCGGCAGCGGUGAGUACCUCGUAUUUGUAGAAAGCACGAAGGCGGGCGAGCGGCUCGGGAACAAGAAUCCCCUGAUGUUGGCCACAUUAUUUCGGAAUGAAAUUAAAGGAGUCACAAACAUAAAGCGAAUCAACGCAAGCAAAAUAGGAGUGACCUUCUCUCAGACAAACACUGCUAACAAUUUUCUGAAAAACGAGAGUUUCCUUCAGAAAUAUGAAAUGAAGGCGUUCAUUCCAGCCAGGUCUGUGGAGAAAAUCGGCGUUUUAAGAUUUGUACCCACAAACAUAAGCAAUGAGGAACUUUUUAGGAAAUUACAGUCGUCAUUAGAAAUAGUGGCAGUACGGCGCUUUACGCGCAAGGUAAAUGGUGAAGUUAAGCCAUUUAAUUCUGUGAGUGUGACAUUUUUGGCAAAUUCGUUGCCCGAAGCUGUCUACCUGGACAUCUUCAGGUUCCAGGUACAUGAGUAUGUAGCACCGUUGUUGCAGUGCUUCAAGUGCUUCAAAUUCAAUCACGGAGCUAAAAUAUGUAAGUCGGCUCAACGGUGCUCCAUAUGUGCCGGGGACCAUCAUUAUUUAGAAUGUAAGAAUGAAGCUGUCAAAUGUAUCAACUGUAGCGGAGAGCACCUGGCCAUUUCAAGGGACUGCCCCAUAAAACAAACUAAAAUUCAUGAAUUAAAAAAUAAAACAUACGCUUCGGCGAUGAAAAAUAACAAAAAUGACAACAUUUUUCAAAAUUAUGGGAAGGACUUUCCAGCACCACGUGCCAGAAAUCCUAAGUAUGCCUCUUCCAUGAAAGCACCAGCAGCUGCAACACCAGCAGCUAAAACAAUACUUAAAACUAAUGAAAAUAUAACGGAAAAGUCUAAGGUACACGAAAGGGAGACUAUUCAGAAUAAAACAAAAACAAUUUUAAGUAACGAAAAUUUAAUAAAUGAAAUUUUAUCCAAUGAAAUUGUACUGAAGGGAUUGGUUGCCGCGUUGGUGGCCAUUGGCAAUGGUGGUAGGACGAUAACAACAACAGUAAUAAAAGAAAUUUUAACAAAAACACUAAAAAAUGAAUAAAGAUUUUAUUAGAAUAUCACAAUAUAAUAUAGAGGGCGCUAUGAACAAAAAACCAUUGUUUAUAAAAUAUUUAUAUGACAACGACAUUGAUAUUUGUCUAUUAAAUGAGACCUGGCUUAGAGAUAAAAAUACUUUUAAUAUACCCAGCUACAACUUCGUCUACCAAAACGGUAAGGACGGACGAUGUGGUGUAGGUAUAUUAGUAAAAAACCAUUUAAAAUAUACAGUUUCUCCCACACCCUUUUAUGAAUUCUUGCAAACCACGGCUAUAAUCUUAUCAACUAAUGCUGGUAAUCUGACAUUAUUAUGCGCAUACAGUCCACCUACUAAUAACAACCAGCGUAGGUUUCAAGGAAGAAGAUUAAAGCAAAUUUUAAAUGAUUUACCUAAACCUAUUAUGCUAUCAGGCGACCUUAAUGCACAUCAUGUUGCCUUUGGUUGCCUUUCCACUAACUCCAGAGGUAGUGAGAUAUACAAUAUUAUAGAUGAAUACGACUUAUGUAUUCUAAAUACUGGAACUCCAACCACAGUAGGUAGCCCUAAUAAAAAUCCCUCAGCAAUAGAUAUAUCCUGCAUAAGUCCAUCCUUAGCUUCACUCUGCCACUGGAGAGUUCAUGAUGACUCCAUGGGCAGCUAUCACUUUCCCACUAUUAUUGAUAUACAGACUUCAGUACAUAAAUAUGAAAUAGGUAGUCCCAUUGAUCGUUUUGUGUACAGCAAAGCUGACUGGCUGAAGUUCUUAUCUGAAACAGAACAUAAAUUGGGAGACUUAGUAAUAAAUAAUUCUUGUCCUCUUGAAAGUUACAAUGAAUUUUGCAAUAAAUUAAACGAAAUCAAAGAAA